UUGUCGGCCCCGACAUGGGCUCACCAUGUAAAGCCUUGUGGCCUGUGGGUUGCCUUGCAAUGAUUAACUUUCCAAAGCUUAUACAUGUUGACGAUUGCGUAACCAAACCAAAAUGCCGGAAACAGGGUAACAGAGAAUCUAUUGAUCCCAAAAACAGUCUGACUGGUUGUUGGGGAUAGGGUCCAAGGCAAUCUUUAAAAAUUUUACAUUAAUUUUCGUACUUAAUCUUGGUUUUUAAUGAGCAAUUAGUUCUUAAUGGAAAAAAAAGGGAAAGAAAAGUAGAAGGAAAGUAGAUUGAUCUGCUCCACGCCUCGAUACGUCGACACGUCAAUAAAUCCAAUCCUUGGCUUUAACUCUUUGCGCUGUCGGAUUGGAGAAGCUUUCUUGCUUGUCCAACAGAUUCACGCAACUCAGAAAGAGCGAUUGCACAAGCAUUGAAGAUCAGAACGGAAAGUGAAGCGUGAAGCCCAGGUUCAUUGAAUAAAAGACUCUUGGAAGCUGAUGGGUUCUGGGGAAGGAAAUCCUCGCUUCAGUGUCUUUGAUGGAGUUAAGACUUUCCCAUUAACACCCGAGGCUCUCAUGGCAGAGAUCAACACAGCUAUUACUAAUCUCGAAUAUGCACGUGCUACAGCUCUCCUCGACUCCCCAUCUUCAUCUAUGUCGAGAAACAAAGGUCAUGAUUCGCCUAAGUAUGAUGCCCGAAUGGCUGAUGAGGCUUAUAAAGCUGGAUGUGCUGCACUGGCUGCUGGCAAGCUUGAUGAAGCUUUCCAUUCUUUGAAUGUUUCUCUCUCCAAAUGCCCUCCUGAGAAAACCUCUGCUGUUGCCAAGCUUCAGUCUCUUAUAUCUGUCACCUCUCAGCAACUUCGCAAAUCUUCUGUUUCAAACUAACCCUUGUUGUUAUGGUGGCACUACUGGACAAAGCUAGCCAUCAUUGGUUGCUUUCAUCUCUAUCAUGUUGCCUUUUCCAUUCAUUAAAGUUUGUCUGAGGUUGGAAAUGAUUUUUCCUGUUUCUUUUGGCUUGACAAGUGCAAUAGUUGGGCUGUCCUAUCAUUCAUGACAUCCUGUACAGUUGAUUGGGGAAAUCCUCGUGGUGAUUCAGAUCUAUGGUCGAGGAUGGGGAGAGAUGCAGCAACCUUCUCUCUUGCCCUGGCUCUUUCUUGGCUCUGGGGUAUCAGAACCUGCUAGUCUUUAAGGUGGUUGAAUUAUGUUGGGCAUAGACCGAGUAUUAGUAAUGUAAUUAUGCUGUCUAUCAUAUCAGAUUAGUUUCUGUAACUCUUACACUCUGCAAUGUUAAUCGUUUAUUCUUCUGUUUUGACAUAAAAAUUUUCAAUGAAGGCACUUGCCGAUCAAUUGGCUAUCACAUCCCCAUUUUUUUGCCUCUUUGAUUAUUUGUUCAAGACAAGCUUUGUCUCUCUGUUAUCCCUGAAAGCAUGGAGACUAGUUCCAUCGAGGAGGUGCCAUUAAGAAAUUCAUGAAGUUGCUUUAAAACAUACACUCGUUCUGCAAUUUUGGUUCUGUCUCGUGACAUUUCACCAAGAUUCCAUUAAAAUGGCCAAAAGAUAACGCUCUGAUGAUAAGUUCUUUUCCUAGUACAGUUAAUGCCGGUUGACCAUAAUCAUGAGUGUCAUGCCUACCUCAACUGCUUAGAUUGCCACUUGUCGUCAGGGACUGAAAGAAAACAAAAGAGAGAAGGAACUAGAAAGUCAGUAGAUCGUAGGAAGGACAUAAAACUUGGUUAACGCCGGAUCUUGAUCAAGCUUUCCAUUAUGUAAUGCGGUCGUAAAAUCAUUGAGGCACGCUCAGCUAGCUCAGCCAGUUCCCUUACAAGUUUUACUCAGGUACGUUCGUUUCGAUUCCAUGAUUUGACAACAGUCUACAGCUACUUUAUAGUACAAUCAUUUUGAUUCAGAAUCGAAGAAAAGGCCACGGUUUGUUUCUGUAUUCUAUAUUGCUCUUGAAACAACUUCAGGCCGGACAAAGUUAGGUACCAGGUCUUGGGUUUCACCAUGACUUAAGCUUGAAGUGAAACUUGUAAAUUACUCUAAAGGAACUAUCUAUGGAAAAUGAAAAGAAAUAUAACUCAGUUUAAGGGUCUCCAUGGGGAAUUUUUUCAGCCCAGUUGAUGAACAUCAGACGGUAAUCUCAAGCUGAAAAGUGAGAUCCUGAGUGUCAUUUGUUAGUCUGUCUAGCACCUUUUUAACUUAGUCUUUACCCCAAAGGAUAGAGUCCCUGUAUUUCCCAGUGCGCUGCGAUGGCACUAUCAACAUAUAAGCAGAUCAAUUUGCCACUUCCAGACAUCUGGUUUCUCUCCAACAUGAGCGUCUUUUAUCAGGAAGAGCAGCCUCGUCAGUCUAAGAGAUGCAAGUUCCUAGCUUCUGUUCUGAAGGAAGCGUUUUCCAAUUGCCAUACUUUCGGUGGACAUUCAGGUCCAGAGGAAGAAAAUCCAACAAGUGACAUCGAUGAUGAAUCGGAAGUUGUUGUUUCUGAGAUUCGGAGUCGAGCAAUGGAGAAGAUGAAGCGCCGGCCUAGUCUAAUAGCAGAAAACAUUUCCUGGGUGUUUUCUCCUUCGACAGGAGAGCUGUAUAUAACCUCAAAGCACGCCAAGCGAAGAGACAAAGAUAACGAAGAUGAGGAAAGAGAGGAAUUCUUUUCUGUCGGGAGUUGUUUCUCUCUCUGUUCGAGUGCUGUGAGCAGGGAAGCGUUUCUCUCGGCCAAGACAAACUUUUCCCGCUGUUCAAGCUUAAACAAGGUUGAUUUCCCAGACUUUUGGAAGUUUGAUCUUCAGGAUUUUCGACGGCGAUCAAUAAUUCAGGAAUUCUGCCAUUGCGAGGGGUGGCCAUUUGGGCUGUGUAGGAAGGCUGUGUUACUUCCGCCUCUGCCGAAAUCCCCUUCCGAGUCUUGGUCUUGGCGUAAAGGCACCAGAUUAGCUAAGACGCCAUAUAUUUAAACAUAGCCUGGCCUUGGUCUUUUUCUGUCUCUUUUACCCUAUUUGAUCUUGGCGAUUGGAAAGCAAAGCAAGCUGCCUUCCUUUUACUAUUUGCUCUUUCAAGUGCUAGAACCAUGCUAAAUACUAGCAUCCAGUCAAAGAAUAAAGAGGUUAAUUAUG
Molecule: messenger RNA, 3106 nt
Organism: Theobroma umbraticum
Lineage: Eukaryota; Viridiplantae; Streptophyta; Magnoliopsida; Malvales; Malvaceae
Source: RefSeq, a predicted model, not a curated record